UUUCUUUCUUUUUCCCUGCGUCUGCUUCGUGUUUCUUUUCUCUCUCAUCAACAACACAAACCCUUAUGGUUCAAAUGCAAAAUCGAAGGUCAAGGCUCGUGAAUCUCGGAACAAGGCAAGAAGAAAACGUGAUCUACGGACAAAGAGCUACGCAUCUAUCCGAACAAAAUCUCAAUCGAUCAAAUUCAGAAUUUCAUGGCAAUUUGGGGAUUUCUCUUUUUGAGAGGCAUAUAUGGCGGGUUGCUUUUGAAUUUGCGCAACUACUGGGUUUUGAUAGUAUCUUUUGGUUGAAGGGGAUUCGAUCUCAACAAAUUGUAAGGAUCCUAAAUGGGGAAAUCCAGUGUCCGGCUAAUGUACGUGGAAAUGAUCAUCGAGGAUAUCCGAGGAAUGGCUGGACAAUUUGCAAGAUGUAGCUACAAGUUUGUGAGUAGAUUGGCGAAUGCGGUAGCCGAUUAAUUGGCAAGUGAAUGGUUUGAGAGGCUCUGGUUGCAAGACCUAGAAAGCUAGACUCCCCGUUUGGUUAUUGAGCUUGUUAGGACCAAAUAAUCUUUUUUUUUUUUUUUUAUAUGUGUUGAAGUGUUAUCAAUAAAGCUUUCUAUCGUUUUGACACACACAAAAAAAAAAAAA
This is a messenger RNA of Rhododendron vialii, 627 nucleotides long. RefSeq lists its product as uncharacterized. The coding region runs from base 66 to 413 and encodes 115 amino acids. Lineage: Eukaryota; Viridiplantae; Streptophyta; Magnoliopsida; Ericales; Ericaceae. The record is from RefSeq and is a predicted model, not a curated record. The transcript is spliced from 2 exons.